UCCGUCGCGCCGCGUACUUAAGGAGCCGUAUGCGGCGAAGAAGCAGCAGAACGGAAGGCUGAAAAAAGCGCUAAGAGAGAGAGAGGGAACCCUCAAAAAAGAAGAAAGGACCCUAUCUCGUCGAGGGGAUCGUCGGGGCGCAUUCAGUCCGUCCACGUCUGCUGUCGGGAACGCGACCGGAAGACCGAUUUUCCCCGCGAAAAACUGCUUCUUCCUAUUCCCGAUAAGAACUGAACGGAAACUUCUUUCUAAUUGGAGAAGUAAGAGGCACGUUACACAAAUUUCCGAAGACCUCAGUCAAUCGUUUCGCGACUUCGAAUGUAUUUGUGAAUAUCGCGAAUGAGGCAGAAUCUUUACGAGACGAUUUUGAGUGAGUGACUUUGGAGCAAGUUUUUACUUUUAAGAAGACAAAAUUAUCGGAUAUUUAUUCGGAAAAUCAUACUCGCUUCUAGAAGAGAUCGCUGUAGAAACAUCCCCUUUGAGAAAAGUUCAAGGAGCGGCUAGGAAAAAAUAUAACGUUUCGCGGAAAAAAAACAGUCGAUAUCGAUCGGUGGAUGAUCAACGAUCGAAUGAGAACUCGUAUGACCGCGGGAUUCGCAGGCGCGAAAAGGGAAAAGGGAACGAGUGGCCGUGCGACGGAAGGCUAGUCGUCAUAUGGGGAGGAAAAGAGCGAAGAAACGUUAGAGUGUGGCGCGCGAGACGAGAUCGCAAUGAAAGUCAAUAAACCAUGAUGAGUAACGGAGAGUAUAGUGGUCGGAGUGGCAUUAAUAAAUUAGUGUCUACUUGCUGCUACAAGCAACAGCAGCGGCAGCGGCAGUAACAGGAGUCCGGAGGAGGAAGAGGACAAAGAGGAGGUGGUGGAGGAGAAGGAGGAGGCGCGGACCUCGAGUGUGUGUGUGUGUGUGCGCGAUAUGUGCACCGGUGUACGUGCGUGCGAAUACUUGUGAUCGGCCGUGUCGAUGCGGGGAUUUGGCCAGUGUGUCAGUGUGAAAGAAGACAAUUGACUCGCAGCCGCCGUCCGUCGGACGGUGCUCAGCUCAGCGGGGGGCCUUCUGACGUCACAUCCUGCCCCGCGGCCUGUACGAGAGUCGCGAUCUCAUCUGGACCACGGUGAACGAAGCGAAUGAGGAACGAUGAUUUAUCGCGACAAGAGGAUCCUCAGGAUCCUUGUCUUACUCAACAUAGUUGCGAAGAUGUCGGCGAAUCAAACAGAUUCACCAAAAACAGAUAUGAUCGAAGAGAUGGAAGAAUUUACUACAACCAAAAGGAUUUUACCUGAUAGAUGUCUUCUUAAGACAGAACCGGGACCCUGUAAGCACUUCGUUCACAAAUGGGCCUUCAACAAGGUCGAAGGAAAAUGUCGGACUUUUCCUUACGGCGGUUGUCACGGAAAUGAAAAUCGGUUUAACUCGGAAGCGGAGUGCCUGUAUUAUUGCGUCGGUGGUGAUCAUACACUACCGCCUUAUCUUGUAACAAAGGGCAGCGUAUUUGUCGCAACAAGCACGACGACAAUGAGCACUCCACCCUCGACAACCACUACACCACGACCGACCUUUACACCUCCGAAACCGACGAAACCACCUGUACCGAAGCACUUACGAGGAAAGGAAUUGACUUUCAUGGAAUCUGGCCACGAGAAAACAUUUAUGUUCGCACAAAGUAAUACUUUCAUCCAACUCGAUGGCCCUGGCAUUAAAACCUUCCAAUUGAGACUAUGUCGCGAGAUAUCCUUCAAAUUUCGCACCAAGCUUCCACACGGUUUACUAGUUUAUCACAGUGUCAAAGAUCGUCCAGAGAGUCUUGACCCUUAUGCCCUUUACGUGAUAGUAGAGAAGGGUCAGCUGAAAGUUGUUCAUGUAUUCGGCAAACAAUCGACUAGUUUAACUGUCGGUCAAGGGCUUAACAGAGACGAGUGGCAUAGCGUUCUCGUACGAAUCGAUGUGCAUGGGGCAAAGUUAAUCGCUAGAGUCGACGAUAAGCAGGCGGAGACUACUCUAAAAGUUUUAGAACGCAUCGUUAAUUAUGGAGUAUCUGAAGAACUAGCCUCUGUCGUUCUUAUCGGAGGACUGAGUUCCGAAGAACGAUUACACGGAGUGAAGUAUAUAAUAGAAUCUUUUGUCGGCUGCAUCAGGGAUAUGGUUUUGAGUUCCGGAAAAUCUGCCAGCGAUUUACUGCCCAUUCGGCCAUUAAUCGCGACCAAGCACGAGAAUGUUAAAGAAGGAUGUAUUGAUAAGUGCAGGACAAGAGAAAACUUGUGUUUCGUUCCCGAUCAAUGUGUGAAUCACUACAAUAGUUUGACAUGUGAUUGCUUCGGCACGAAUUACGAGGGUGAACGUUGCGAUGUGUACACCGCGACUAUACUGACGCUGAGAGGUUCCUCAUACGUGUCCUUUCGCGUGUACGAUUGGAAGGAUCGUGUUCACUCGUCUGUCAACAGGAUCAGCCUCGCUUUUAAGACGAAAUGGGACAAUUCCGCCUUGUUUUAUGCUUCCGGUGAAAUCGAUGGCACACCGCAUUACAUUGCAGCUUCCAUUAUAAACGGAUCAGUUCACGUUGAACUCGAUUUCGGACAUAAUUCGAAAAUCUCCACCACUUUGGGUGAUUAUGUCAUAUCUGAUCAUUGGAAUGAUUUGACCAUAUUCCAUAACGGAACCACCGUCUUCGUUAGCUUAGACGACGAGGUAAAGGUUCUAGAAGUACCGGGAGAAAAUUGCGAUAUCAUCAUCGAUCCAGAAAUAUAUAUCGGUGGUGGUCCCGAACUCCACAAGAAGAAGGGUCUUUUGUCGCACAAUAAUUUUGCAGGUUCCUUGAAGUACGUGUUUUUCAACGAUAAGUCAAUUAUAUACGAAUUGAAGCGUUCCAAUCCUAUGGUACACUACAUCGGUGUAUUGGAACCAGAAUACUACCAAGCCGACGUCGAAGUCAUUCCGAUCACAUAUCCUUUCGCGGGAAGUCACAUCUGGUGGCCAAUCGAACAAACCAAUUCGCUGAAAUUGAACUUCGAUUUUAAAAGUUCAACGCCAAUCGCGAUCAUCGCUUCUGGAGAUGUAAAGAGCAAUCGCGGUGUUGGUUACUGGGAGUUACGUCAAGUCAAUGACGAAAUUCGAUUCCAAUUGGUACCAGUUAUUACGGAGAAUAUUACAUUGUCAACUUCGGUGAAGUUUCCGCCUUACAACACUUCCUGGCAUGCGGUUGACCUUAAUUAUACAAAGGGUGAACUUAAUAUCGUUCUCGAUUAUAGGAAUAAACAGAGUAAACUCUUCGCUAUGACGUUUGAGUUAGGUGAUAAAGUCAUUAUAGGAAGUGGUAAAAGUAACGCAGGUCUAGUAGGAUGUAUGCGUGAGAUACGAGUGAACGGUCAAAGAAUUGAACCUAGAUACGUAAUUAAUACCGAAAGAGUAGUCGGAGAAGUUGCUUUAGACAAUUGUCAAUUUGUGGAUCCAUGCAAAAGGCCGAAUACUUGCGAACAUGGUGGUAAAUGUUCAGUUAAAGAAGAUAGAAUCACAUGUGAUUGCACAGACACUGGAUAUAUAGGAAAGAACUGUCAUUUUGCACAAUACAGAAAAACAUGUGAAGAAUUGGCUCUUUUGGGAUACACGCAAGACGACGUUUACAAAAUCGAUAUCGAUGGAAACGGUCGAUUCCCACCCGCUUUAGUAAAGUGCGAAUUUCAAUCGAUCGAAGAUUCGACUAAAACAAUCGUCGAGCACAAUUUACCCUCCCAAGUAGACGUCAGAUCUAUCAUCGAAAACGAUUUCUCCUUCAGCAUCAAAUAUAGACAGUUUACUGCUGAAAUGCUUCAAGAGCUGAUCUCGCACUCACUUUAUUGCAGCCAAUAUGUAAAGUAUGAUUGUUACAAAGCACCCUUGGAACUACACAGCGCCACGUGGUUUCUAGGCUCCAAAGGUACUACCGUUGAUUACAUCGGAAACGUCAAUCGUGGAUCCUGUCCUUGUGGAAUGAACAGAACAUGCGUGAACUCCAACUUGAGCUGUAAUUGUGACGUGUCUGCUGGAAAUGCUGGAAAGUGGCUGUCAGAUGAGGGAUACUACGAAACACCUGAUUCCUUAGGCAUCACCGGAAUGGUAUUCUUGCAACAGAGAGAUCUUGAGGAAGAUGCUCGGGGACGUAUCACCUUAGGGCCAUUGGAAUGCGUUGAAACAAACACACAGAAAUACGUGGUAACGUUCACGACAUCACAAUCGUAUAUUGAAGUACCUGGUUGGAGAAAGGGUGAUAUAGCCUUCAGCUUCCGAACGACGGGGGAGAAAGCUAUUCUUCUAUAUCAACCACCGAUCCGGAAUAAUUAUCCUUCCUUCAUGGUUGCCCUAACGUCAGAAUAUCGGUUGACUUUUAAUUUUACCCUAAAUACCGGUACCAACCGUGAGUUACAAGUGGAAAGCCGACGAAAAUUAAAUAAUGGCGAAUGGCAGAAGAUUUGGAUCGAUUACAACGAUUAUCAUGUGAGGUUUAUGAUCAAUACUGACUUUCGAAUGGUGGAUUUGUUUCCCGAGGAGGAGUUUGGACCCUUUGAGGGAUCCAUGUUUAUUGGUGGUGCUACUGCAGAGCACUUGAAGACUUCUUCCGUUCGACAAGGUCUCAUCGGCUGUUUUCGCGGUCUCGUUGUUAAUGGAGAAAUAUUAGACAUCCAUAGUUAUAUGUCGGUACAUCUAUCGGAAAUCAUCAAAGACUGCAAACCUUCGUGUCAACCUAAUAAGUGUCAGAACGGUGCUAGAUGUGUUGAGUUGUGGAGUAACUUUGAAUGUGUGUGCGAAAAUCGAUGGGCACACUUAGGUACUUAUUGCGAGACAAAUAUCAAUAACAAAGCUUUGACAUUCACCUCACCUGGAGCGUUUUUAAAGAAGAACUACUUUGGAUCGGACGACAACGAGGAGAGAUUGCAGCUAAAAAGCAUGCUACUUGAAAAUAUUUUAAUUAAUUUAAGAACUUAUGAUACUCAUUCUCUGAUACUGUAUGCGAACGAUCAUUUGAACAAUUUUGCACAUCUUUAUAUCUCAAACGGUACAAUCGUCUAUCUUUUCAACGCUGGCAACGAGAUUAAAAAUAUCACUGUAGAAAAUCCAAAUGUCAACACGGGAAUUUCCGUACAGAUCGCCAUAAUUCGAGGUGAAAAUUGGACUACAUUGUACGUAAAUGAAUAUAACGUCACAUUGAAUGCGACACCGAUACUCCUAGACACGUAUUCGAAUAAACCUUGGACAAACCCAGAGAAAGAAGUUCUUGCUCCGCAACGGCCGCCGGCACCUCCCACCGAUUAUUUCCAAGUAAAUUUAGGAGGAUUCGAUCCUGAUAAUCUACUCAGAGUCGGAAAAGAAGGCGCUUUAAUUCAAGGCUACGUUGGCUGCUUACGAGGACUCAUGAUCGGCAAGUAUCUUGUCGAUUUACCAAGCUUGGCCAGCGAAGCGAAUCAUGAAGGAAGUAAAGGUGUUCUGCCGAAUUGUCAAAUGAAAUGCGACACGAUGCCCUGCAAAAAUUUAGGAAUUUGCACAGAGGAUUUCGGCAGACAGGAGUCUUCCUGUAAUUGCGAGCUGACAUCCUACUUUGGUGAACAUUGUGCCGAUGAAAAGGGUGCCGAUUUUAGUGGGGAAAGUGUACUUCAACGCGAAUUUGAACUGGAAGGCGAAGUGAAUCAGGUGAAAGUACAGUUGGCAUUCUCAACAAAUGAACUACGACAGCGAACCACCGCGUUGCUGCUAGUACAGACUGACAACAAAAGGAGCUACUACUUAUUGGUGGCCUUGACGUCCGAGGGACUGCUCAUUUUCGAAGAGGACAGAGACGGCUCAGCGGCUGGAGUGCGCCUGAGCGAUCGGAAUUUCUUGAAUGGUGCACGUCACAGUGUCUACUAUGUUCGCGAUAACAACACGGCCAUCCUCUUAAUCGAUCGUGAGCCCGUCCAAUUGCUACCUAUUCCAGGAAUACCGAUACCAGACGAGGACGAAACUCCGGGUGCCACGGAGAUACAACUUGGUGGAUUGAACACCACCGAUUCGCGAUUUAUCGCCUAUAAGGGAUACACCGGUUGCCUUAGCAAUGUUGUUAUAUCAAUAAAUGGAGGUCCCGAUAUGAAACCACUAGAGGAAUAUAUGCUCUUUACAAAACAAGGCAGCGAAACUGUGCGAGCAACGAUACCCGCCGGUGUUAGAAGUGCUCAAUGUGCCGUCUUCCAUGUUCAACCGGGUGGUCUAGAACCACCCAAAAACGAUAGUGUGGGCCGUGACAAAGCAUGGGUCGAGGAUCCACCGGAAAGAAUCCUAUACAAAUCGCAGUAUUCAGGCGCUACUCAAGAGGAACAGGGUGCAGGGACGUACAUCUUUAUAGCCCUAUGCUGCGUCUUCGUGGCCGCAGUGGUUGGAUGUAUUUAUGAAGUAUGGCGAAGUGCACGCAAGGACCGUCAACGACGACGCGCCGCAGCUUCAGGAGCGGCUACCGGUUCCGGUUCACAGAGAUGGCAAUCACAACAGUACACGGACUCCUUGGUCACCGCGACUGGCGUAAAAGCAAUCGGCUUCAAGAACGUGAUGGAUGACGACAAGAGGCCGAAUGGAACUCACGUGAAAGUGUCCAAUGCCAAAGAAUAUAAACCACUGCCGAAUACAGAACCCAAGGACUUAAUGAACGAUAAAAAAGUUCACAUAAAAGCAGAAGAAGAACCAGAAAAAAAGGAGCUCCUAGGGGUAAAUACAGGCACCGUCAUUAAACCUGUGAAACCGAAUCCAUUCUCAAUGGAAGAUCUAAGAGAAGAACCUGAACUGGAAGAACGCGAGGAAGAAGAGGAGGAAGAAGAAGAGGAAGAGGAUAGCCAGCAGCCAGAGGUAGACGAGAACAAAGAUCAACCGCAGGGACAUCAGCAAGAGGAACAAAAGGAUACGAGUAAUGAUCAAGAUGGCGAGCUUCUCGUUAUGCCGGUAAGAAAUAAGACGGCAAGGAGAGCUUCCUUGACUGACGAAUUGGACUCAGACGAAACGCAGGUCCUCCUCGAGACGAACUUUUCGGUGACAGGUUUGAAUGAGAUCAAAACCGAGCGUAUAAUAUCGAGAGCAAAUAACACCACGAAGAGUAGUGUGUCGAAGAGACCAAUGAGUCUCGAUCUCAACGCACCGAUCAAGUUCAGAAAAUUGCGUGGAGCUCGGCCCGAAAAAGUCACGGUAAAGUUAAUUAAUGGUGACGAAGCGAGUCUCCAGUCUCGAGGCAGAGACUAUGUCGAUGUCGCGUCCGCGUAUCGUGCACAGAACAAUUGAUGAUUAAGUUGACUGACGACAAUAAUUAAUACGUUCAAAAAUAAUUG
Molecule: messenger RNA, 7309 nt
Organism: Cyphomyrmex costatus
Lineage: Eukaryota; Metazoa; Arthropoda; Insecta; Hymenoptera; Formicidae
Gene: axo
Product: axotactin
Exons: 27
Coding region: 1134-7262 (2042 amino acids)
Molecular function (GO): serine-type endopeptidase inhibitor activity
Source: RefSeq, a predicted model, not a curated record